AUGGAGCCCCCCCGGCAGCUCCGGUCCCGCCUGUUCGGAGGUAAAGGAGCGGCGGGCGCUACGGUCACGGUCCGCACUCCCGCAGCAUUCCCUCCCCGCACGCCUUGCCUUGCCUUGCCGCUGGAGGGGGAUAAACAAACACGUUUGGAACAACAGAAGGCCGUGCUCAGCCGCCUGACCCCACCGCCGGGCCGGGAGAGCGGCUCGGGCACGUCCCCGGUGCUGCCUCACUCCGCCGCCCACCUCCCCGUUCCCACAGGGGCUUCCCCCCCCCUCUCUUUCCUCCCCCGCCCCCGGCAGCAGCCAUGUGUCUGCUCAACCGGGGGAGGUGGGCUCCGCGGCGCCCAGCACUCGCCGCCGGCUAUAAAAACCUCCGGGCCCGGGACGGGCAAGGCUAGGCGAGCGGCCAGGGACCGGCAGAGGAUGGAGAGCGCCGGGAUGGGGUGCGGUUGCGCCCACCGGCCCUCAGCGGCCCUGAGCCCGCAGGGGUACUUGCCCUUCUCCUCCUCUUCCUCUUCUUCCUCGUCCUCCCCCCGGUGUGGGGCGAGGCCCGGCCUGGCUCCCACCGUUCUGCCAUUGCCCCGAAGGCCCUCGCCCUUCUGGAGGCCCUGGGUGCCCGCGCCUGAUGAAGCGGACGGGCGGAGCGGCACCGGUCCCGCCGCGCCUCACAGCCCCCGUGGGCUAGCAGAAGCCUCCCGAAAGCUGGCGCAGUACACGCAUCCCGUCAGAUUAUUUUGGCCCAAAUCAAGGUGCUAUGAUUAUCUAUAUCAGGAAGCCGAAGCACUUCUGAAAAACUUUCCAGUUCAAGCUACAAUUUCAUUUUAUGAAGACUCAGACAGCGAAGAUGAUGAAGAUGAACUGGAACAAGAUUCAAGAGCAGAAUCAGAUUGCUGA
Messenger RNA from Calypte anna (Anna's hummingbird), 894 nucleotides. RefSeq names its product ripply transcriptional repressor 2 (gene RIPPLY2). The transcript is spliced from 5 exons. Gene Ontology annotation, cellular component: nucleus. Bases 1 to 894 code for a protein of 297 amino acids. Lineage: Eukaryota; Metazoa; Chordata; Aves; Apodiformes; Trochilidae. The record is from RefSeq and is a predicted model, not a curated record. Gene Ontology annotation, biological process: embryonic pattern specification; negative regulation of transcription by RNA polymerase II.